AAAAAUCAAGUUAUAUUCUAAAGGAGAGAGGUCGAAGGUGCCCUGAGAACAGCUAGCUCUCCAUUUGUUCAAUUCUGGGGGCCCCGCUGGGGGUGGCUUCCAGAGGGACCAGCUGUGGGGUCUCCCCUGUAGGAGUUGCCGGGUACCGAGCACAUCCCCCAGAGCAGGGGCACCUGCGGCAGACAGCUUGUUUCUCUCAUUCUCGGAAACUGGGUCAGUGAGCGUCCAGGCCUUGAGAAUUCCAUGCAAACCUCUGACCGCUUUCCUCUGGCACCUGCCCGGCCUUCGCUCCUCUUCCCCCACGCACCGCAUGUUCCAGCCUCAGGGCCGUUGCUGUUCUCUGUACACGGCCCUUGCCUUCCCACCUCCGGCCUUUGCUGAGCCGAGCUCUCCACCUGGAAAGCUAACCCGGUCCACCCUGGGUGCUGCCAUGUGCCUGGGAAGCCAUUUCCGCCCCUCCUAACGAGAGGUGGCCCCACGGCUGUUGGCUUCGCCUCCAUCCCCGGUGCCCAGUGGAUGGGCAUCACUGUCCACUGCCUUCCUCAUUGGUUCCCACCCCGAAGCCCUUUCUGGCAGUCUCCCGACAACGCGGGUCAAGUUCUGCCUUGUGGCCAUGGUAUUUGUAAGCACAGCUCAGCCCUGAUCUUGGGUGGGGCCCAUUCUGUGUCUCUCCACAGCCCGUGACUCUGUACCUGGUACAGAGCACUCAUUCAUUCAUUCAUUUGUUCAGCAGUUAUUCACCAAGAGCCUACUGUGUGCCAGGGGCCGUGCUAGAUGCCAGGGGCACAGAGCUGCUGACGUCAGGGUGUGACCGUUUCUGUGUUUUCCUGUGUACAUGUUGUGCACACCACUUGCGUGUGCACACAGCAUGAACUUCUCCGUCAUAUAUGAAUGUGUGUCCCUCAGUCUGUGCCCGAGUGUAGUCUGGCCGAUACCUCAGGUAUGCCUGGGUAAUUCAUUCAGCAAGCAUGUACAGAGCGCCCACCAACGUGCCAGGCCUUGACCCUGGAGAUAAGUGACCCAAGGUUUCUGACCCGGGGAAGUGCCGGUCUCGUGGAGCCAUUGCAGUGCAGACUGGUGAGGGCAGGGCCAGCAGGGGUGCGGUGGUCAGAGCAGCAUCCAGGAGAGACGCAGGGACGGGGUGCCCUGCGGCCCUGGAGCCCAGCCUGGGAACGCCGGCCAGCCCUCCCUGCUGGCUUCGCUGCUCUGAAGCACCCGAAGGCCGAUGCAGCUGGAGCUGGAGUGGCGGCUGCGAGCCCCGCGCUGGGGGCCGGGAGGAGUCCAGUGCCUGAGGGGAGGCGCGGUGGCCGGAGAACACAGCACUUGGAGCCCGUGGGCAGGCGGGAGAACCGGGGCUGCAGACCCUCUGUGAGAGGAGAACUUGGGACCACACGCCAGAACCCCGCACCUCGAAAGUAGAACCCCUCCUUUAGAUCAGAGAAGCUGGAAUGUGAGACUCAGAGGAAGGGCACAGAGCAGCAGACCUAGAAGUUGGGCCUUCUGGAAUGUGCGACAUUGAUGUCCGCCAAGCUGGAAGAUCAAGUCUGUGCCCCCAUGGUCAGGGGGGAAACUGAGGCCCAGGGGUGGGGAGGUCUUGAGGCUUGGUGAGCAGCAGUGGGUGUGCACGCGGUCCCUGCUGAGCCAGGCCCUCCACACAGCCUGCUGGGGCCGGUCGUGUCCCCUCUCCGAGCCUGGGUUUCCUCAUCUGAAGUGGGUUGUGAGCGUGGGGUGAGAUGGAGCACCUCACUUGGGAAGGGGGCGCUGAUCUUGGUGCAGCCUCCGCGCCUCCCCAGGUCCCUCCGAGGACCCUGUGGGUGGGUGUUAGCAGCCUGCCCUUUUGUGCCUCUGCACACAGGCCUGCAGAGGGUAGGGCUCUGGCCUGGGGUCCCAGGGCUGUGGGUGGCCAGAGUUCAAGCCCAGUCCUUUACUCAGCAGCGGCUUGUGGAGCACCUGCUGCAUGCCAGGCGUGGUGCUGGGCACUGAGCACACAGCGACGAGCUGCGGGGGAGGACCCUGGUCCUUUUCUCCUGCCCGUAUCUCCUCCCAGCCAGCGGCCCCAUGUUGCUCAGAGUCCUCACUUCCUGUGUCUCUGUCCCCACCACUGCCAUCCCAGUGGAAAGGAGCUUUAGAGUUCCUGUAGACAGGCACCUCGCUGGGGUAUGCGGAGCCUGCGUGGUACAGCAGGCAGGACUAGGCAAGCCCAGGCAAGCCUGAGAGCCUGGUAGCCUUGCCUGAAGGGUGCAGGUGUGUGCAUUUGGGGGAAGGCCCUUUAUUCAUUCAACAAACAGUUAACACCUCCUUUGUGUCAGCCUCUGUGCUGGGGCCGGGGACCCAGAGGAGUAGGGCAGCAGAGCGCUGUGCAGAUGAGGGCACUGGGAGCAGGCCAGGGUGGAGGCAGCUGGGUCUUUCCACAGCUUGGGGUCAGGGAAGCUCGAGGAAGAAGUGCCUUUCAGCUGAGGCCUCUGGGGACGGGCCUGGGCCUGGCGAGUAAGAUGACACGGAAAAUUCCAGGCUCCUGGAGGAUUUGGACUUUAUCCUGAGGGCAGUGGUUCCAUGCUGGGAGGGGCAGCGUCAGAUGUGGCUUUUGCUUGGCUCCUUGGGACCAGGCUGGGAGCCCCUCGGGGAGGCCUCUGCUGGUGUCCAGGAUGAAGAUGAGACGCUAUAAGCUGUUCCUCAUGUUCUGUAUGGCCGGCCUGUGCCUCAUCUCCUUCCUGCACUUCUUUAAGACCCUGUCCUAUGUCACCUUCCCCCGAGAACUGGCCUCCCUCAGCCCGAACCUCGUGUCCAGCUUCUUCUGGAACAAUGCCCCCGUCACGCCCCAGGCCAGCCCGGAGCCGGGUAGCCCGGACCUGCUGCGGACCCCACUCUAUUCCCACUCGCCCCUGCUCCAGCCGCUGCCGCCAAGCAAGGCCACGGAGGAGCUCCACCGCAUGUACUUCGUGCUGCCCGAGGACACCACCGAGUAUUUCGUCCGCACCAAAGCCGGGGGCGUCUGCUUCAAACCAGGUACCAAGAUGCUAGAGAAGCCCCCCCUGGGGCGGCCAGAGGAGAAGGCGGAGGGGGGCGACGGGGGCUCCUCGGCCCGGGGCCCGGCCCGGCACCUGCUGAGCGCCCGGGAGCGCGCGGGCGGCCGCGGGGGCGCGCGGCGCAAGUGGGUGGAGUGCGUGUGCCUGCCGGGCUGGCACGGGCCGAGCUGCGGCGUGCCCACCGUGGUGCAGCACUCCAACCUGCCCACCAAGGAGCGCCUGGUGCCCCGGGAGGUGCCGCGGCGCGUCAUCAACGCCAUCAACAUCAACCACGAGUUCGACCUGCUGGACGUGCGCUUCCACGAGCUGGGCGACGUGGUGGACGCCUUCGUGGUGUGCGAGUCCAACUUCACGGCCUACGGGGAGCCGCGGCCGCUCAAGUUCCGGGAGAUGCUGACCAACGGCACGUUCGAGUACAUCCGGCACAAGGUGCUGUACGUCUUCCUGGACCACUUCCCGCUGGGCGGGCGGCAGGACGGCUGGAUCGCCGACGACUACCUGCGCACCUUCCUGACGCAGGACGGCGUGUCCCGGCUGCGCAACCUGCGGCCCGACGACGUCUUCAUCAUCGACGACGCCGACGAGAUCCCCGCGCGCGACGGCGUGCUCUUCCUCAAGCUCUACGACGGCUGGACCGAGCCCUUCGCCUUCCACAUGCGCAAGUCGCUGUACGGCUUCUUCUGGAAGCAGCCGGGCACCCUGGAGGUGGUGUCGGGCUGCACGGUGGACAUGCUGCAGACGGUGUACGGGCUGGACGGCAUCCGCCUGCGCCGCCGCCAGUACUACACCAUGCCCAACUUCCGGCAGUACGAGAACCGCACCGGCCACAUCCUGGUGCAGUGGUCGCUCGGCAGCCCCCUGCACUUCGCCGGCUGGCACUGCUCCUGGUGCUUCACGCCCGAGGGCAUCUACUUCAAGCUCGUGUCCGCCCAGAACGGCGACUUCCCCCGCUGGGGAGACUAUGAGGACAAGCGGGACCUCAACUACAUCCGGGGUCUGAUCCGCACCGGGGGCUGGUUUGACGGCACGCAGCAGGAGUACCCCCCCGCCGACCCCAGCGAGCACAUGUACGCCCCUAAGUACCUGCUCAAGAACUACGACCAGUUCCGCUACCUGCUGGACAACCCCUACCAGAAGCCCAAGAGCGCGGAGGAGGCUGGGCAGCGCAACAAGGGUCCCGAGGGAAGGCCAUCUGCUAGGGGCAAAUUGGACACGGUCGAAGGCUAAGGCUGCAUGAUCUUACACGGCCAGCGGCACGGCGAGGGUGGCGGUGGGCGGCGCCCUCUCCUGUCGUCUUCCUGCCUCCCUCUGUCAUCUGGCUGGUUCUUGGGAGGACCAGGAGUGGAUGGGUGGGGGCGUCCUCCCUGGUAAGGCCUUGUGAUUCAGGAUCAGGCCUGUGAGCUCACAAAACAUCCUUCCUGUCAGGAGAGGGGAGUGUGGUCCUUCGGCCAGCGAGAGCGCUGUGGCUGGAGGUGCCAGCGAGAGUGCAUGAUGGUUACAGGGUAGCAGGGGAGGGCGGGCUGGGGGAGGGAGCCUGCAGGAGCUCCCCAGGGCAGCCGGGUCAGAGCUGCCGCCCCCACCCGGGAGAAGCCCACCUGUUUGACCUCCUGGGGCUUCAGAACUGCACUGGGCAAGGGGGACUCCAGGAAGUCCUGGGCCUCUGUAGAUAGAGGCGUUUGGGUCCAGGAGGAAGAGGGGACCUCAAGGUGGUGGUGGGGGUGUGUGUGGAGAACGGCACUGAGCUGGGAGGAAGCGCUGAUGGAGGCUCUGCGGGGUCCUCAGGAGUGUUGGGCCGGAGGGAGCUGAGACCCCCCGCCCCAUUGCCCCACAGGACACCACUGCCCCCAUGGCACCUCCCCGGCCCCUCCUGAGCUGACGGGUGUGGGGCUUGGGGAAGCCCAGGAGUCUUCCUUUGGGUUCCAAACCUGGCCUUGACGUUCCUUCUCCCUUUCUCUGUUGCUGUCUUGUGGGCUGCCCACUCAGUCCUUGCCAGGCCUGGAGUCCAGGUCUCGGGGUGGGCUGGGAGCCAGCAGGUCGGACCUAAGGUCAGGGGUGAGGAGUCGGGGGAGACUCUCCACCAUCUCAGGGGGAGUCACCCUCGUGCCCUUCCUUGGGGCUGGUGGGGAACCAGAAAGGGGUCACGAGGCUGGCCUAAGAGGGAUGUUAAAGCCAGUUAUAUGUCAUCUCAUUGCCCUUAGUGUGCCUCCUGGAGGCGGGGGGUGUAUUCGUUGAGUAGAUUCUAAGCUGCUGUAAUUAAGAGACCCCAGAACACAGUGGUUUAAGCAAGGUGAGCUUGUUUCCAAGAACAGUCCAGAGGGAGAGGUCCAGGGCUGGUGGGACACACUGCUUCCCUUCAUACACACCAUCCAAUUUGGGAUGGAGGGGUUGCUCCAGCUCCCACCAUCACAUGUGCAUCCAAGCCCGGGGAGGCAGAGAAAGGCAAGGGAAGUGCACACCGUUUCCUGUUAAGAGAUGGCACAGUCACUUCUGAUCGCAUCUCACUGGCCAGGACUUAGUCACGUGGCCACAGUAGCUGCAAGGGAAGCUGGGAAAGGUAGUCUUCAGCUGGGCGGCCGUGUACCCAGCCUCAGCCUGGGAGUUCUCUUGUUAAAGGAGGAGGAGAGGAGGGGUGGGGGGUGAGGAGCGUCCCUGGCACAGGGGGAGGGGCGAGAGGGUCGGAAUGACUGUUGAAGUCAAAGGAUCCUGCUCUUGUGUUCAGAGCUCUCAGAACAACCUGCGCCUGACCCUGCUGCCAGCCCAGGGCUGGGUGCAGGGAGAGCCUGCAGCUGUGGGAAGAGGAGGUGCCCCCCUCCUUGAGGCUCCCUCGGAUGUCUGCCCAGAGGUGCCCAGAUACAGAGCCUGCCUGUGGAACCGUAUGUGUCUGUGCGCGUGUGUGUGUAUUUAUGGGCAUGGGUGCAUGCUUGGUGUGUCCUUGUGAUGUGUCUGUGUUGGGGUGUCCCUGUACAUAUAGGCUUGUGUGUGGAUUUGGGAGCAGGGCCCAGGCUACCCUUCCUCAGGACCUGGAGCCUGUGGCCACACCUCCUGCAGCUCCCCAAAAUGACUGAGGCAGAAAGCCCUUAGGGAGCCGGGAAAGCAAGGCUGAUGGGGGGGUCUGUCUGUCUGUCUGUCUGUCUUUCAGUCCAAGGAAUGCUGAGAGCUCACUACCUCCCCAGCCCCUCCUGGCCCCAACCACAUUCUUUCCACCUUGUCCCCCCAGCUUCCAGCUGGGACUUUCCCUGAGUGUCUUAUUGGGGGUUUCCUGAGGAGAGGAGCGUGUCUUCUGUGCCACGGCUCUGUCUGGGGAAGUGCCAGGGGCUGGCAUGGUCUGGGGAGCUGGCAACGGAGCAGCCUCUGGUGGGUAGGCAUGAAGCAGACUGAGGGGGCUCUGCUGCCCCCCCCUCCUGGGAACCCCUCCCUUGGAGUUACAGCAGCCUCCCUCUCUGGUCCCUCUUGGGGCUGAGAAGUGGCUCAAGAGGUCAGGGUGUCCCUGUGGCUGUGGGUAAGCCCAGGCCAAGGCCUGCUCUUCCCAGCCACGGCUGCUGGCCCUCUGGAUGGGCAGUCUUUGGGGACUGAAUCGUGCCUGAGCCCCAGCUGGGGCCUCCCUCCUUGACGGCUUCCUCGCCCCCUGCCCCUGGCACCCCCAGCUGUGGUGGAAAUGCCCCCUCCCACCUCGGCCUCCCGUUUCACCAGCUUAGGGGCCGGGGAAGGAGAGGGGAGGAGCCCAGACCUGCCAGGCCCCGCCUACCCUCCAACCCAGGGCCAUGGUGUGGAGAAGACAGCUGUCAGAGGGUGGGGGGCCAGGCAUGGGGUUGGGGAGUUUCAAAAUGAUCACAUCAUACACUGGGAAUUUUGGGGGGUGGGGGAGCCAUGGGCCACUCCCCCAGUAUGGAGGGGAGCCAAACAAUGUGAACGUCAGCAUACCGCUGGCCCUAUCGCCAUAUCCAGAUUUCUUUCCUGGGAACCACUGGCCCUGUGACCUCUAGACUCAAGGACCCCCCCCACAGGUCACAUUGGUUCCUGGGGCAGGCGUUGGGAGAGCUUUAGGGGCAAAGGUGACAGUUGGGGUGGGGAGAUAGGACUCGCCCAAGCAGAAUGCAGGGCCCUGGGAAAUGUAUAAUUUAAAGACACGAAUAAUAAUAAUAGUAUUAUUUUUUUUGUAAGGGAAAAUCAAUAUGUACAUUCUGAAAUCAUUUUCUCUGUAAAUGGUUGGAUUUCAUUUCACCCUUAAAGGGAUGCCUAAAGGAGAAGAUAAUAUUAAUAAUAAAAACAGCUACAAAGUCUG
Messenger RNA from Equus caballus (horse), 7308 nucleotides. RefSeq names its product beta-1,4-mannosyl-glycoprotein 4-beta-N-acetylglucosaminyltransferase (gene MGAT3). Gene Ontology annotation, cellular component: membrane. Gene Ontology annotation, molecular function: beta-1,4-mannosylglycoprotein 4-beta-N-acetylglucosaminyltransferase activity. Gene Ontology annotation, biological process: N-acetylglucosamine metabolic process; protein N-linked glycosylation. The record is from RefSeq and is a predicted model, not a curated record. NCBI's taxonomy places the organism in Eukaryota, Metazoa, Chordata, Mammalia, Perissodactyla, Equidae.